AUCCUAUGUAGACCCAGUCUUCGCGAGUGCUGACACUGCUGACACGCGAAUUCGAGAAGGAUGUGAAAAAGGGAGAGGACGUCGGCCGCCAAACUGGAGUCCGCCUCGCCGAAAGACGCCGAAAGAUGCGGGCCGACCAAUCGGGACGAGGAAUCGAAGGAGACCGCAGCGAGUUGAAUCGCGGUCGCGAGAGAAACGAGGCGGCGGGGCGGCAGGAUAUCCGCGAAUAAAUAGUCGGAUAGCGCGCAGCGUCGAUGUCGCGCGCACGCACACGGCACCGCGCUGCGUCAUUCCGCGGUCUCGUCCUGGCUUGACCAUUUAAACCGCGAUUUAAACCAGCGCGCCCGAGCGAGUCUCGCCCCUCGCCGUUCGAAGCUAACCUUGAUCGGCCCCGCGCUCCGUUCGCGGUCGAAUCUUGACGAGACGACGGAUUCUCGCCGCGAUGGACGAGGACGCGGAUCGACCGAGUAAAUGCGUCAAGCAUUCGCUGAAAACGGCGCCGAAAUCAAACGUGCUGGAAUGCCGCGUCUGCGAGGAGGUUUUCACGGUGGACGGCGUGAAGGUGCCACGUUUGUUGCACUGCGGGCAUACGGUGUGCCACUCGUGCCUGUUGCGGUUGAGGACUUGCAUGUCGGAGCAGCAGUUCCUGCUGUGCCCCUUCGACCGACAGCCCACCGCCGUUCACGAGAACAGCGUCUACAGCCUGAAGAAGAACUUUGCGCUCAUCGAGCUGCUCGAGCGACUGGAGCAGUCCAGCAGCCAGAAGACGCUGGUGCUGGAGCGCGAGAGGCUCCAGUCGAAUCUGUCCUGCGACGAGGAUGAGGCGCACACCGCGGUCCUCUACUGCACCGUCUGCGCCACGCAUCUAUGCGAGACCUGCGACACCGCCACGCACUCGUCCAAGACGCUGGGCAAGCACAGGCGCGUGCCGCUGUCGGAGAAGCCGCGCGAGAAGCCCCGCUGUCCGAUACACACGGCGCACGUGGCCGAGUUCACGUGUACCCAGGAGGGCUGCCACAACUCGUUGAUGUGCUACUUGUGCAAGGAAUACGGCAAACACAGUACACACAAGCCAGCGUUGGUCGAGGAAGAAGCCGAGAACAUCAGGAAGUCCAUUAUCGCGGCACUGCAGAAGAUGACGCAGUUUAUGGAGAGCAUGAGAGAUACCGCGCAUAAGAUAGAAAUAGUAAUCGAGGAGUUGGACGGUUGGGCGAUCGAGGAUGCGAGGAGGAGGGUACGGUAUCAUUUUGAGGAAUUACGCGCUGUCCUGGCCGAGCAGGAGAAAACCGCGAUGGCGUAUAUCGAGACGGAGACUCGCGGCAGACUUUGCGCGCUGAGGCAACAGCAGAAGGAUCUUACGACCACGAGGUCGCAAGUGGCCGGUGUGUGUAUCCAGUGCGAAAGUAUUCUUGAUUCCGAGGACUGGAAGUUGCUGAGCAGCUCGGAAAAAGUCAAGGAAGUGCUGGCGACAUUGGAGCAACAACAGCAACAUUAUGCGCAAUUAGGACCAGACUUUCUCAGUCCCGAGUCCUCCAUUCCCAUUAUAUUUAGCAGGGAUAACAGGAUACACAUUGGAACGAAGAUCGAUAUGCGCGUAGUGAUUCUGGGACUAGACGGUGCGGGAAAAACGAGCAUUUUAUCCGCCAUGCGAGGUGUCACGCUGCCAAGCCCACCGAUUCCCACUAUCGGUUUCAACGUCGAAAGCUUGGAAUACAUGAAUCUCGUAUUCACUCUCUGGGACGUCAGCGGCCAUCAGAAGUUCAGGCCACUGUGGAAGCAUUACUACCACAACACGCAAGCCAUUAUUUUCGUGGUUGACGCUAGCGACAGGUCUCGCUUUGAAGAGGCGCGAAAAGAAUUGUCAAAGAUACUUUAUGAACGAGAACUGAAGGACGCUCUACUUUUAAUCUACGCUAAUAAACAGGACGUUCCUGGCUGUGCGAGUGUGGAGGAGCUGGUCGAGAUAUUCGGCUUGCAUAAGCUUUGUUGUGCGAGAAUAUGGCACAUUCAGGGCUCGUCAUUAGUUAGCAACGCCAGCGGUACGUUGCAAGGUCUCGACUGGCUUUCGACGCAAUGCGUAUAGAAUUUCCUUUCUUUUAUAAAAUUAUUUAUGUAUGGAAAACGCCGAGAAGAACACGUUUCACGCUAAUUAGUGGCGACUUCCUCACAAGGACGAAGGAGACUGAAGUUUUAGAUAGGUAGAUAAAAAUCACGCAAAAUAUAAGUAUUCGCAUGUGUGGUCGACGUCGAAAACGAUGUUUUCUAGCUAUUCCGACGAAACAAAUUCUGUUGGAUGUCGCCCGUAUCCGAAAAAUUAAGUUACAAAGCAGUGUCUCGACCUUUUCGACGUCGACCAUACUUCAUCUUUUUUUGUUAUUUAUAAAUCUUGAUUUUUAUUCGCUCCGUGAGCGAAUGUGAGUGUCAACGCAAGUGACAAAUCUAUUAUAUCGUCGCAGAUCUGUUAGCUCGUGGCAGUCCACGAGAUAAACUUAGUCUAUUAAGUCACGCUAUACCAAAAAUGAAACAAGUAAUUGGUAGGCCAUGAGAUGGUCGUCUCGGAGAAGUGACGUCAGUUUAUUUUCCGAUAUAAAAAUGGAGUUACAAGAUUAACCAUUAUUCGAACAUGAUAUAAUAAAAUAGCGUGUAUAUGCAUCUAUAUACAUAUACAAUGGUAAUUGGAAGCUAUUUGCACAAUCGAUUCAUACACAUUGAUUCGCUACAAAUGAUGAAAAUGGAUCAGCAACAGGAUUGGGUUUCGCGUUCGAUCGAGGUGAGCGCUUGAGGCCCCGCGAAAAUAAACGCCUGAGCACAUCUA
Messenger RNA from Vollenhovia emeryi, 2815 nucleotides. RefSeq names its product E3 ubiquitin-protein ligase TRIM23-like. The record is from RefSeq and is a predicted model, not a curated record. Lineage: Eukaryota; Metazoa; Arthropoda; Insecta; Hymenoptera; Formicidae. Bases 443 to 2083 code for a protein of 546 amino acids. Gene Ontology annotation, cellular component: plasma membrane; cytoplasm; lysosomal membrane. The transcript is spliced from 6 exons. Gene Ontology annotation, molecular function: GTPase activity; GTP binding; zinc ion binding. Gene Ontology annotation, biological process: vesicle-mediated transport; intracellular protein transport.